Molecule: messenger RNA, 1666 nt
Organism: Talaromyces proteolyticus
Lineage: Eukaryota; Fungi; Ascomycota; Eurotiomycetes; Eurotiales; Trichocomaceae
Exons: 8
Coding region: 332-1666 (444 amino acids)
Cellular component (GO): nucleus; cytoplasm
Source: RefSeq, a predicted model, not a curated record
GUCAGCGUUAUCUGCAUUAGACGUAGAAUAAAGUAGCUGAGAGUCCAGUACAGUCGUUCCUCUUCAAGCUUGCUUCUGCGUGUACGAGGGUAGAUGGAUCGAUUUGAAUAGGGAUAUAUGCGACUCCAUUCUGCUGCCAUCUGCCGUUUGUCGACCACCCCCACUUUGCCCAACCUUCCCCUCUAGCGACCGUAGAGCAACAUCGAUGCUAUCAUUCCUUUUUGAAUUCUCUUGCCGCUGAUCACUACUAUACUCAUUCACAAAAUACUUAUAUUACUCUAUACCGAAUAUACCUGACCGUACCGAGGCGCUGCAGUGCCUUUCUGCCGCCAUGGAAUCACCCGCCGUACCCGUCCCUCUGGAUCCGCGAGAGCAACCCAUACUGGAACAGCUUCUCCGUACCCGCGAUGCGCUCCUCUUAUUGAAGCAGGAUAAGUCGUCUUACAUCAAAUCUCGUGAUGUCUUGCCUCUUUAUGAAGAGGUUAUCGGUCGGGUUGAGACUCUCAAUUCAAUACGCAAGGAGCGAGACCGCCGAUUAACUUAUAACCGACUGGACUAUGUGCUUGACGAUUGCUUUCAGCUCAUCUCCCUCCUAUUCCUCACAGUCGGUCGAAAUAAUGAAGCUCCCGCUACGUAUUCGCUAGCAACGACAGUUCAGCGUUUACUUGACCACCUCCAAGAGGCUGGGUUUUUUAGUGCCAAGGAUCUUGAAUCCAUAGCGAAAACACUCGAUAAUAUGAGAGAAGUUCUCGAACAUGGAAAAGAAACACAUUCUCCACAUCUCCUCAUCCUUCUAGAAAGUCGAAUUGAGCAGUGCCAAAUAUCACUUGAUAAUCUUCAUAAAAGCCUCGAGCUACUCGCGCCUGACCUCGUCUCCUUACAUGAGACUCUAGUGUCAAUCCUUCGAUCUACAUCCGCCGCUAAUACCCGAUCAAAGUUCUCUGCUUCGGAAGUGCUCGAAUUACAGGAACGUUUGAGGGAGAUACAGAUUCACACCGAAGAUGGGAAAAUCGUCGGAUCUGACGGUCAAGUAUUAAGUGGACAAGAAGUUGUUAAGACUCUGUGGGAUAGAUGCUGGAGGUGGACCGAGAUUGUUCUUGAGAGGAAAGGACAAAUUGAUGAACGGUUUCAGGAGCAGUACUCCCGACUCCUCGAGAUAAAAAAUCAACUAGAGCGACUAUCCAUGACACAAGCAUGGUCUCUCCGUGAAACGGACCUUUUUCAAUUCCAGCGCAAGCUUGAUCGGAUAGAUGAAGCUCGUGUUAACGGCAACUUUAUCGAUGCCACCGGCCAGGCUGCAGAUCUUCAUGCUCAAAGGACAUUACUUUACCUUAUCCGCCGUAGUUAUGCUUACAUCUACGCGCUCCUCAUUGCCUCAGAACCCGUAUCAGAAGCCCUUUUGCCCAUUUACAACCAAUUACAGACGCUUCGACGUUGUUUGCUAGAGGUCAAGGACUCUGGCGGAGUUUCAAAUGCACGUGAGCUUUAUCCUUACAGUAUGAAGCUGAAUUCUAUCGACAAUAUGCGCGUUGAUGGGAAGUUCUACAUAGGAAACGACAUCCCAGAGGGGCAAGGUAGUGUCAAUGCACUUUUGGCAGAAUGCUACGAAAUUGCAUAUGAACUGAGAGCAGCUGUCGACGAGGAUAAAGCGGACCGUGGAGAUUAA